AUGUGGGCGCAGCAGCUGGUGAAGAAGGCAAACGCAAACCUAAUGACCAUUGUGAUUCUGUUCCGAGGAAGAUGUGGCCUCUCCAGAUGUACUGGCCGCUACCUGGUGUCCAUGGCAGUGGCGGAUUUGCUGGUCAUCAUCUUCUGUGUGAUCCUGAGCUACCUGGGAUCUCUUCACUUCCCCAUCUCCUUCCUCAACCACUACCACGUCUGCAGUCUGAACAGCAUCAUGAAUGCGGCAGUAGUGGACAGCUCAGUCUGGCUCACUGUCGCCUUCACCUUUGAUCGCUUUGUCAUUGUCUGUUGUCCCAAGUGGAAGGUCCGAUACUGCACGGAGAGAACAGCGGCCCAAGUAAUCCUGACCAUCUGCACAGUGAGCUACCUGAGAAAUAUCCCGCGUUACUUCACCUAUGAACCUGAUUAUCCAUAUGCUCCUUACAGAGGCUGCAGACUCCGUAAUGUGUGCAGCAAAUCCGUUUGGGCAGUAUACAUGUGGUCCAGCACAGUCUUAACUCCCAUCAUUCCCUACGUGUCCAUCUUACUGCUGAAUGCUCUGACUGUCAGAUACAUCCUGGUGGCCAGUCGUGUCCGCAAGGCACUCCGGGGACGAGGCCACAAUGGGAAGGAUGGAGACCCGGAGAUGGAGAAUCGAAGGAAGUCCACCAUCCUGCUCUUUGCCAUAUCAGCAAACUUACUGGCCAUCAUCAUUCUCUCCAGAGGAAAUUGUGGACUUUCCAAAUGUAUCUCGGUUUACAUGAUCACCAUGGCAACAGCAGACUUCCUGGUCAUAUUUUUCAAUGUCAUAGUAUAUCACAUUUUGAGUUAUCACUUUCCAGAUUCAUUUCUGUCCUACACUGUUGUUUGUAAGUUCAUCCUGUGUGUCAAUCCUGCCACAUUGGAUAUGUCUGUGUGGUUUACUGUUUUCUUCACAAUUGACCGUUUUGUAACUAUCUGUUGUCAGAAGUUUAAAUCAAACUAUUGCACAGUAAGAACUGCGACUUUCAUUAUGACCACAUUCUCUGCCCUGAUUUCUUUGGAGAACAUACCCUUCUGGUUUGCAUAUGACCCUGAACAAAUAAUUUCCAACAUUGCUUGGGGUUGUCAAUCCAAUGUGGCCUUUUACACAUCAACUGCAGGUGAGGCAUACUCCUGGAUGAAAAGUAUUUUAGUUGCAUGGCUGCCUUUUUGUUUGAUAUUACUGUUUAACUCUUUGACAAUCAGGCGUAUUUUAGUGACCAGCAGAGUCCGCAGGCAACUGCGGGGUCUCAGCAAUGAGAAUAGCACUGACCCAGAGAUGAAAACCAGAAGGAAAUCCAUAGUUUUACUGUUCAGUGUAUCAAGCAGUUUUCUCCUGUUGUGGCUAACAGCCAUCGUUAACUUUUUAACCAGUAAACUCACAACAACAGUGUAUUACCGAGGUGAUUAUACAGCUCCUACAUACGUUGCCACUGAAACUGGGUAUAUUCUUUUGUACUUGAGUUCCUGCACAAACACGUGUAUUUAUACAACAACACAGACCAAAUUCAGGGAAGAGAUGGAGAAGAUGAUGAAAUCUCCUUUCAUUUUGAUGUUGACUUUGUUUCAAAAAAGCAUUAAACCAAAACUUUCUUCCCAAGCUAAGUGA
Molecule: messenger RNA, 1623 nt
Organism: Rhincodon typus (whale shark)
Lineage: Eukaryota; Metazoa; Chordata; Chondrichthyes; Orectolobiformes; Rhincodontidae
Product: probable G-protein coupled receptor 139
Exons: 3
Coding region: 1-1623 (540 amino acids)
Biological process (GO): G protein-coupled receptor signaling pathway
Cellular component (GO): membrane
Molecular function (GO): G protein-coupled receptor activity
Source: RefSeq, a predicted model, not a curated record